AAUUUCCUGUUCCUGGCAUUUCAGGGCUUCCGUAGAUCAGUGAUGCUGGGGUGUUGUUUUGGUUUUCUCUGAAUCAGAUUAGACCACGCCCCUAUAGAUGUUUGGCCACGCCUCCUUCAUCAGACGCUGUUGUGUUGGUUUCCGGCAUCAGGAGGUUGUAGCUGCAGGUUCAUUAGUGUGUGUUUGUGUUUGUGUGUGUGUGUGUGUGUGUGUGCGUGUGCGUGUGUGUGUGUGUGUGUGUGUGUUCGUUAACGUGCCAAUCUUCGGAUACUGUCACCGCUUUGCACCACAGCCGGACCGCCGGGCAUUCAUGCCAGUUACCGCCGAGGCUCCACGGCCGUUUUCCCAGCGAUGACCGAGAGCCCCGAGUCCAAACCUGCCAGCAACGGGGAAGUGUGUCCGCAUGCGAGGAACGGGCUGAAACCGGAGCGGAACGGCUUCCUAAAGAGCCUCCACCGGGACCGGGACCGGAACCGGGAAGAGGAAGAGGCAUUACUGGCGACUUCCCAACAGAGCAGGUCCAACGUCCCUCCUGGUUUCCUAACUUCAGUCCAAGCAGCGCCGCAUCAUGGCGGCUUGUACAACCGGCCCUUCCUGGAGUCUUUUGAGGAGACGCCCAUGCUGGUGGCCGUCCUCACCUACAUGGGCUACGGCAUCCUCACCGUCUUCGGCUACCUGCGGGACUUCCUGCGCCACUGGAAGAUCGAGAGGUGCCAUAUCGCCAGGGAGAAGGAGGAGCAGAAGGACUUUGUGCCGCUCUACCAGGACUUUGAGAACUUUUACACCAGGAACCUCUACAUGAGGAUAAGGGACAACUGGAACAGGCCCGUCUGCAGCGUCCCAGGACCCAAGAUGGACCUGGUGGACCGGGUGUCCCACGACUACAACUGGACCUUCGAAUACACGGGCCGGACCGUGAAGGCUGUCAUUAACUUGGGCUCGUAUAAUUACCUGGGCUUCGCUGAGAACACGGGCCACUGUGCUGACGCUGCAGCCGAGGUCAGCAUGGCGUACGGCGUUGGAGUGGCGAGCACCCGGCAGGAGAUCGGGAACCUGGACAUCCAUGAGGAGAUGGAGAACCUGUUGGCCAGGUUUCUGGGGGUGGAGUCGGCCAUGGCGUUCGGGAUGGGGUUCGCUACCAACUCCAUGAACAUCCCGGCUCUGACUGGCAAGGGCUGCCUGAUCCUGAGUGACGAGCUGAACCACGCCUCUCUGGUCCUGGGAGCCAGGCUGUCCGGUUCCACCGUCAGGGUCUUCAAACACAACAAUAUGCAGAGCCUCGAGAAACUGCUGAGAGAAGCUAUAGUUCACGGCCAGCCGAGGACCCACCGGCCCUGGAAGAAGAUCCUCAUCAUGGUGGAAGGCAUCUACAGCAUGGAGGGCAGCAUCGUGCGGCUGCCGGAGGUGAUCGCCCUGAAGAGGCGCUACCGGGCCUACCUGUACCUGGACGAGGCCCACAGCAUCGGCGCCCUGGGCCCCAGGGGCCGAGGCGUGGUGGAUCACUUCGGCCUCGACCCGCGAGACGUGGACGUCAUGAUGGGCACCUUCACCAAGAGCUUCGGAGCCGCAGGGGGUUACAUCGCAGGGAAGAGGGAGCUCAUCGACUACCUGCGCUGCCACUCCCACAGCGCCGUGUACGCCACCUCCAUGUCUCCUCCUGUGGUGGAGCAAAUCAUCACUUCUAUGAAGUGCAUUAUGGGAGAAGACGGAACAACGAUGGGUUCUGACCGGAUCCGGCAGCUGGCUGAGAACACCGCCUACUUCCGACGGAGACUUCGGGAAAUGGGCUUCAUCAUCUACGGGAACGACGACUCGCCCGUCGUUCCCAUGAUGCUCUACAUGCCCGCCAAGAUAGGAGCGUUCGGCCGCGAGAUGCUGAGCAGAAACAUCGGCGUGGUGGUGGUGGGCUUCCCGGCCACGCCCAUCAUCGAGUCGCGGGCGCGCUUCUGCGUCUCGGCGGCUCACUCCAGAGAGCUGCUGGACCAGGCGCUGAGUGCCAUCAGCGAGGUUGGUGACCUUCUUCAGCUCAAGUAUUUGCGUCACAGGAUCCAGCCGUCUGGGGCGCGACCCUUUGAUGACGGCGUCUACGAGGACAUCGAUGACUAACACCAGGUCACAGGUCAAGAUGCAUCACAAGUCUUCCAUGACGACGGAGAUGUUGCACAAGUCCCUGGCUCACGAUAACACCCCACCCAGCCACAUCCUGGCCUCUAACUGUACUCUGCCUUAAAGCUGCAGCAUGCUCGAAAGAAGCGCCUCUUCGUCUCAUUCUGUGUUUUUAUGAGUCUCUGUGAGGCUUCACCUUACAGAAACCAAUGAUAUUAUCACUUAACCACUAAUGAUGGUCUCUUCAGCUGAACGUUCUGGAUUUUUUCCAGCUGAGCUUUUUCAUCUGUCUGUAAAAUAUGAUGUUUGACCAACAAAAUAGUUUCCUGUUGCUUUGUUUUGCUCGAUGUUUGACGUGUUCAUAUCUCCUGUCAUCUGGUUGGUCUAAAGUUACAUCGUUCAAGAUCUGGAUGUUUCUUUUCAUGGUGGUGCUGAGCUUUUGAAGGAUGAAGAUACUUGUUCCAAAAAAAAAAAAAAAAAAAACCAGCAGGCAAACAUCAGAUCAGAACCUGCUCUUAAGGUUCUGCUAAAAAGCAAAGAAAUCUCAUUUCAGUUUUUGGAGUUUUCAUUCUUACACAGUUACUACAUCCCACUAACUGAUCUGGUCUUUCCCCGAUUUACAACAGUUUCAAGAUAACUAGAGCAAAACCUUAUGUCAGAUUAGGAUGCUGGAGGGCGCAGGAUCACUAAGGGCCUCUAGGGGGCAGUGUUUAGCAGGAUGGGACAGUUCAGGUAUCUUUUAUGUUUUAUGCCCUUAAUGUCCACAUCUGAAGCUUCAGAGGCAGAAACUCUGAAGGCGACCGACUCUCAGACGAGUUGAUCGAUGGUUUGGGUUCAAACGAGCCCAAACCAUCAUUCCUCCACCACUGUGCCGGACUGUUGGCCUCUGGUGUUUGUCCUGAUUUCCUGUCUGGUUUCCUCCAUCUCGGUUCAGAUCCAGACAUUCUCCUGUGGAAUUUAGUGCCUUGAAGUCAUUUUUUACAGAUUUGGAAAAUGUUGAGCAUCUUUAUUUUUGGUCUUCACCAGAAGUUGUGAGCGCUGGAUAUGUUUCUGUUGACUAAUGCUUUGCAUUUCAUCAUCUAAAACGCUCCACCAGAAUCACUGCAUCAAGCUGUUAAUAUAAGAGCUGCCACAUUAAAACCAUACAGAUCUGGA
Molecule: messenger RNA, 3261 nt
Organism: Gambusia affinis (western mosquitofish)
Lineage: Eukaryota; Metazoa; Chordata; Actinopteri; Cyprinodontiformes; Poeciliidae
Product: serine palmitoyltransferase 2-like
Exons: 13
Coding region: 352-2106 (584 amino acids)
Biological process (GO): ceramide biosynthetic process; sphingosine biosynthetic process
Cellular component (GO): serine palmitoyltransferase complex
Molecular function (GO): serine C-palmitoyltransferase activity; pyridoxal phosphate binding
Source: RefSeq, a predicted model, not a curated record